UCCAAUUUCACGGAAACAGCAUCGCACCUCUCUCUCUCUCUCUCUCUCUUCCAUAAACAGUCAUCUAACAACGAAUCCAGGACAAAAGCUCUCUCUUUCUCUAUAUAUACUACUCAUACAACGAAUGGAACAACGUUAACGACAAAAGAAGGCUUAAAAAGGAGCUUCAAUUAUAUUUGCUUUUCAAAGCUUCAUUUAUUCAAACGCUGCUAUUAUUAGUGACCCAUUUCAGCUUCUUACAGAAAGCACAAAACUUUGCUUCUAUUUUUUCCAGAACCUUCUUUUCUUAGUACCCCUUUUGGACAGUGGCUAGGAUUUUGAAAAUGGUAGUAGCUGCAGGUUCUAGUGUUGCUAAGCUCAACUUGAGAAAAGGGAAGGGUUCUUCUUAUAAUGUUAUGAGCGGUGGUGAUAACAGUGAUGGAGAUCUUUCCAUUGUUAGUAAUAACAGUGACAGUGAGUGUUGUUCAUCAUCAAUGGUGGAGGUGGAAAGGGGUCCUUCAUGUGUUUCAUUCACCACUUUCAAUAUCUUGGCUCCUAUUUACAAAAGGAUUGAUCCAAAGAACCAAAGCCUCAGGGAAAGUGAGUUCAGGUACUCCUGGUUGUCCAGGAAUGAAUGUAUUCUGAAUUCCUUGCUUGCUGAAUCAUCUUCCAUAAUGUGCCUUCAGGAAUUUUGGGUUGGAAAUGAAGAACUUGUUCAUAUGUAUGAGGAGAAACUAGGGGAUGCUGGUUACCAUCUCUUCAAGCUUGCUCGAACCAACAACCGCGGAGAUGGUCUUCUUACUGCUAUACACAAAAAAUAUUUACAUGUUGUGAAUUAUCGGGAGUUGUUUUUAAACGAUUUCGGUGAUCGUGUUGCUCAGUUGUUACACGUUCAGUCUAUUGCCCCUGUUUCGCAAAACCAAAUGGGAAGUCUUCACCAAGAGUUUCUUAUUGUGAACACACACCUGUUAUUUCCUCACAAUUCAAGUCUAUGUAUAGUGAGAUUGCAUCAGGUUCACCAAAUUUUGGAGCAAGUGGAAUUGUUUCAAAAAGAAAACAAGCUGAAACCGAUGCCUAUUAUACUCUGCGGUGACUGGAAUGGAAGUAAGAAAGGGCAUGUAUACAAGUUUCUUAGGUCACAAGGGUUUGUUUCAUCAUAUGACAGUUAUGCAGAUUCCCACAAGCAGUGGGUUAGUCACCGAAAUCAUAGAGGAAAUAUCUGCGGUGUCGACUUCAUUUGGCUUUGCAAUCCGAACCAACCACGGAAACCUUUGAAGACAAGUUGGGCCGAAGCUGUUUUUAGCAUACUCAAGUACCAGCUACGAAAAGCUUCGCUGUCUGAAGACGGUGCAUUUACAUUUCUGAAGGGCGACAAUUGUGCCGAUGCUGUGACAUAUCUUAGUUUCCAUGAAGCAUUGCGGCAGGUAAAAUUAGUUGAUGUGCCUAAUGGAUUAUGCAUUCAGCAGUUCCAAGAUCUAUGGAAUCAAGCAGAUGUUGAUGGAAAUGGGGUCAUCGACUUCGAGGAAUUCAAGCAAAAGAUUUGGAACUCUACAUGUCCAGAGCCUGUAUUGGAAAGCUUCAAUGGUUGCAUGGAGGAUGUGAAUGCGACGAAUGAGCACGAAACCAUCGGCUUUAAGGUGAAGAAGGCGAUGUUGUUCCCUCGAGAAGUCGAGAGAGGACAUUGGCCAGAAGAGUAUUCUCUUUCAGAUCAUGCUAGGCUCACUGCUGUGUUUUCACCAGCAAAGAUGAGAUGUCAUGGAUCACAAAACUAUAGCUAGUUACUCCAUACUUUAUAGUAUCAAUAUAAGCUUUUGUUAGAUUUUUCUUUUUCUUUUUUCUUUUUUAACUUUUAGGUUGUGGAAGUAUAUUAUAGUGUAUAGUUCUAAGAAAAAUUAUUUGUGUGUGGGGAGUCGGAAAAAAAAAAAGGUAGGAAAAAUUUGUAAUCAAAUUUUGGUAAGCCAAAUUUUUCUGGCAAUACGGUGAAAAUUUUUGCAUUGUAAGAAUUGUAAGAAAGGAAUCUCUAGGCAUGCCUUUCUUUUCUCUAA
Arachis duranensis is the source of this 2024-nucleotide messenger RNA. RefSeq lists its product as uncharacterized. Gene Ontology annotation, molecular function: 3'-5'-RNA exonuclease activity; calcium ion binding. NCBI's taxonomy places the organism in Eukaryota, Viridiplantae, Streptophyta, Magnoliopsida, Fabales, Fabaceae. The transcript is spliced from 11 exons. The coding region runs from base 324 to 1757 and encodes 477 amino acids. The record is from RefSeq and is a predicted model, not a curated record.